Molecule: messenger RNA, 2932 nt
Organism: Condylostylus longicornis
Lineage: Eukaryota; Metazoa; Arthropoda; Insecta; Diptera; Dolichopodidae
Exons: 3
Coding region: 1475-2179 (234 amino acids)
Source: RefSeq, a predicted model, not a curated record
CAACGCCAAUUGUAAUAAGACAGAUGUCGGUUGUUUUGUUUUAUCUUUAUUAUUACAAUUCCAUUAUUGAGGGGUUUGGUUUUUUUGUUUCUUCUAAUUAAUUAAUUAAAAAAAAAAUUAUAUUAAAAUUAAAAUACAACUGAAAAGAAAAAAAUAAAAUAGCAAAAUUAUGGCAUAAAAAAUUUAUAAAAGACAAUGCUAAUUUUUUUAAAUAAAUAAAAAAUUAUAAUUAUUUUUUAAUUCAAAAAUAUAAAAUAUUCAAAACAAAAAAAAAGAAGAAAAAAAAAUUAUUGAAUUGUUAAUUAUUAAUGAAAAAUAAUUAAUAAUAAAAAUUUUAUUAUACUAAAUUAAAAAAAUAAGUGAUGUAAUUUUGUCAUAAAAAAACAAAAAAAAAAGUGUACUGGACUUAAUCAUAAAUAAAAAAUUCAAAAUUAAUAAUUUUUAAAUAAAUUAAAAGUAAAAAGAGAAAUUGUGUUAUAGUUUUAUUUUAAUUAAAUUUUGAAAACUUAAUUUUAGUGAUUAUUUAUUAACAUAUUAAUUUUUAAACAAUAAAUUAAUGAAAUAAAAUAAAUUAAUUUUAAACUUAAAAAAUAAAUGGUUUCAAGUUUUAAUUUAAAUUUUAAAUAUAUAUAAAAAUUAAUUUUAAUUAUAAAAAUUCAUGUAUUAGUGCUUAAAAAACAAUACUUUAAAGAAAAUAUCUAGUUUAAAUUUUGCGGGCAAAAUAAGAUAAUUUAGGUGCGGAAAGUUUAACACUUCUUCUGACAAAAUUAAAACAAAAAAAAAAGCAGAGAACAUAAAAAACAAGGACAAAAACAUUAAAAAUAGAGGUGUAAAACUGUAAAAAUUCUUUACAUAAAAUAUUUAUGCAUACAUUUACAAAAUAUAAGAAAGGAUAUAUAAUCAACAUUUACAUAUACAUACAUAAAUCAGUAUAAAUGUGUAUAUUAUAUGAAUAAUAGGUAUACAUACAUAAAUACAUAAAUUAUAAAAAAUAGGAAAUGUGAUUUCCAUUGGCUGCUUAAUCAUUAAAAAUUAUUGUGAAUUUAAUUAAAUAAAAUAUGAAAAAGGACAUUAUUUGAAUAUUAUAAAAUUGAAAAUAAUCUGGGAUUUUUGUAACAUUUGAAAUAUUAAAUUUUGAAAAUUGCAAGAGAGAAACUAGGUGGAGAGAGACAGGAAGAGAGAAAAAUAAAGAGAAUCAAAGAGUUUUUAUCGUGAAAUUAUAAAAACAAAAUCUUAAAAUAAAAAAAAAAUUAAAAAUAAAAAAUAUAAAAAAUAUUUAACGCUUCAUUUCUCUAAGCGUUAAUAAAACUGUGUACACAAAAUAGACAUAUAUAUAAAUAAAAGUACGUAAUUUUUUCUAUCUUAAAAGUUAAAAAUAAAUUUUGCAGUUGUGGAUCUGAUAACAGAAAAUAGUUUAAACAAUAUUGUUGUUAAACUGGAAGGAAUUUCAGACGAGUCGGGAUGCGAAUCUGACAUGGCGGAGGGUAUUGAAGAGACAGAAAAUAAUAGUAGUAGUGCCGAUACCCCUGCUAUGUUAGGAACAGUAAUACCAUGUGAGGCUAUAACAGCUGCCUUAGGCGGUAUGAAACGUGAAUUUGAUUCAAUUAGUAAUAGUAGUGGUAUUGAUACUGGUGGUGGCGGCGGCGGUAGCAUGGGAAUUAGCGGUAGCGGUUCCGGAAAUCUUGGUAUUGGCCUUAUAACACGUGAAAAUGAUGGUCGAAUAUCAUCACCAUCAUCUAUGAUACAUAAUAAAGAUGGCACUAUUUCACCAAUAUCAAUGUCAAUUGAUACAACAUCUAUAUCAAAAUCAAUGAAUGCUGCUAAUAUGCCAACACCAACAUCUUUAAAUAAUAGUAGUAAUAAUAAUAUUAACAGUAAUAUUAAUACAAUAUCAUCGUCAUCAUCAUCAACAACAAUAGGUACAAGUAAUAAAGUAAGAUCUUCAAUAUCACCGCAACCCCCACCAUUAUCAACAGCAACAUCAAUAGCAUUAUCAACAACAUCAUUGUCAUCAGCGUCUUCAUCAUCAUCAUCAUCUUCGUCAUCAUUAUCGUUAUCAGUAACAACAGCACCUGGAGUAGGAACAGCAUCAUCAACAUCAGGAAAUGUACAUCAUCAAAUACAGCAACAUCAUCCAAUAAAUCUUAAAUCAGAGGUAAGUCACAAUUUCUUUACUUAAAUUUUAUUUUCUGUUUUCAUUUAAAUUUUAUUGCCUGAAUUGAAAAAAAUGAAAACAAUAUCACAUAUAAAUAUGUGCAUAUUUUUUCUUAAAACAAAGUUAAUAAAAGGUAACACGUUGUUCAAAAGAGAAAAAGAAAUACGUUUGUACGUUUACUAUAGGUUGAUUUGUAAAGUAAUUCUAAAAAAAAAAAGAAUCUAAUACAAAUUAUAAGCUAAAGUACAAGAAUUACAUAUACAAUUUUAACAAGAAAAGUAUUUUGAAAAACGUGUUGCUUAUUACAUAAGUAUUUCAAACGAAUCAUUGCACAAAUGGAAGCAAACUAUCUGUUCCAAACAAAUAAAUACAUAAGUACAUUCAUAGUUAGAGCUAUCAUUGAAAGGGAGUUGAGUAUAGAAAUAAAAUAAAAAUAAUAUUUUCUUUAUUGGAAUAACUGAACACAACUAAAAAUUGAAGCAUUACCGCGAUCAUCACCAAAACAUUCUUUGAAUACCAGUUAACAUUACGCAUUUUAAUGUAAAUCGAUUUCUUGUUAAGAGGCGCUGACUGAACUUAAGAUAAAUUAAUAAAAGUAUAAGAAAGAAAAACGAAAAUUAAAAAUAAUUUCUCCCUGUUUCAGGAUUUUGAAGAUACAAUCUCUUUUGCUUUUAAUUUUCUCUCUCCAUCUCACUGCCUCUUUGUUCUGCAAUGUUUCAUUUACUGUUCCUUUAAUUCCAUUUACAUACUUUAUGUCGACUUUAGCAUAAUCUAGCU